Molecule: messenger RNA, 493 nt
Organism: Geodia barretti
Lineage: Eukaryota; Metazoa; Porifera; Demospongiae; Tetractinellida; Geodiidae
Source: the annotation of a GenBank genome assembly
CGCCAUGGAAACUGUAGGAUUCAUCGGCCUGGGCAACAUGGGCGGCGGCAUGUCCGCCAACAUUCAGCGGGCCGGCUACCCCAUGAUCGUCUACGACCUGCGCGAGGAGGCUGCCCUGCCAUUGCUGGAAGGCGGUGCCCGCCUGGCCAACACUCCCGCUGAGGUCGCCGCAGCCAGCGACGUGACCUUCACUUCACUGCCCGGUCCCUACGAGGUGGACGCGGUGGCGACAGGUGCCGAGGGCGUGCUGGAGGGUAUCCAGCCGGGCGGCGUCUACAUCGACCUGUCCUCGAGCCGUCCCACGCUGAUCCGAGAGAUUGAGCCGAAGUUUCGCGCCAAGGGUUGCCACGUCCUGGACGCGCCGGUGAGCGGAGGCAAGACGGGGGCGGCGUCGGGGAACCUGGCGGUGAUGGUGGGUGGAGACCGCGAGGUGUUCGACCGGGUGAAGCCGAUCCUGGACGCCUUUGGCGACAAGGUGUUUCUAUGCCGGUGA